Molecule: messenger RNA, 1526 nt
Organism: Phragmites australis (common reed)
Lineage: Eukaryota; Viridiplantae; Streptophyta; Magnoliopsida; Poales; Poaceae
Product: UDP-glucosyltransferase UGT13248-like
Exons: 2
Coding region: 38-1426 (462 amino acids)
Molecular function (GO): UDP-glycosyltransferase activity
Source: RefSeq, a predicted model, not a curated record
AUCGACAUUGCAAUUCUGAUAAUAUUAUUACAUUAAUAUGAGCAUGGCGAGCUCCGACCAAAGCAUCCACGUCCUUCUCCUCCCGUUCCCGGUCCAGGGCCACAUCAACCCGUUGCUCCAGUUCGGCAAGCGGCUCGCCGGCCGCAAUGGCGUCCGGUGCACCCUCGCGGCGACCCGUUUCGUCGUCAACUCGACCAAGCCGACCCCAAGCUCGGUCCACGUCGCCGUCUUCUCCGACGGCUGCGACAACGGCGGCCCCGACGAGUUAGGAGGAAUAGGCGGCCCCUACUUCGAGCGGCUCGAGUGUGCCGGGUCCGAGACGCUGGACGAGCUCCUCCGGUCGGAGUCGGAGCGGGGCCGGCCGGUGCACGUGGUGGUGUACGACGCGUUCCUGCCGUGGGCGCAGGGCGUGGCGAGGCGGCGCGGCGCGGCGUGUGCGGCGUUCCUCACGCAGACGUGCGCCGUGGACGCGCUGUACGCGCACGCGUGGGCCGGACGUAUACCGCCCCCGCCAUUGCGGCCGGGGGAGUUCCCGGAGCUGGCCGGGCUGCCGUCCAAGCUCGAACUGACCGACAUGCCGACGUUCUUGGCUGACACGAACUACCCCCCGUGUUUCCGGGAGUUGUUGGUGAACCAGUUCCUGGGGUUGGACACCGUGGACCAUGUGCUCAUCAACUCGUUCUAUGACUUGGAGCCGCAGGAAGCGGACUACUUGGCGUCUACGUGGGGUGCCAAGACAGUGGGUCCAACUGUGCCCUCGGCGUACCUCGACAACCGCCUCCCGGACGACGUAUCCUACGGCGUCCACCUCCACACCCCAAUGGCGGCGGAAAGCAAGGCAUGGCUUGACACCCACCCCACCGGCUCUGUCUUGUACGUCUCCUUUGGCAGCAUGGCCUCCCUGGGCUCUGAGCAGAUGGCCGAGAUAGCCGAGGGCCUGUAUAGCAGCGGGAAGCCCUUCUUGUGGGUUGUCAGAGCCAAGGAGACCGCUAAGCUGCCUAAGAAUUUCGCUGACAAAGCUAAGUCUAGGGGGCUCAUCGUGCCAUGGUGCCCACAGCUGGAGGUGCUAGCGCACCCGUCCAUCGGUUGCUUCAUGACGCAUUGUGGCUGGAACUCGACGGUGGAGGCGCUUAGCGCCGGCGUGCCCAUGGUAGCGAUGCCGAAUUGGUCAGACCAAACAACGAAUGCCAAGUACAUCCAAGAUGUGUGGUGCGUCGGUGUGCGGGUGCAGCCAGACGCCAAAGGGGUGGUGAGGAGCGAGGAGGUGGAGAGGCGCGUGCGGGAGGUGAUGGAAGGGGAAAUGCGCAAGGAGUUCAGGAAGAAAGCUUUGGACUGGAGCAACAGGGCAAGAAAGGCCAUGAGCGAAGGUGGCAGCUCGGAUAUCAACAUUUCAGAUUUCCUCUCUAGUUUUGGGAACCCGGAAUGAUCAAUAUUGGGACCCUUUGACUCGUAUAUAUGGAAUAACCUUGUACCACUGCACCCUAGUAUUUUUCCUUGAAAUGAACAUGACACACAACGAUGUGGAG